GUAUUUGUUUCAUUUGUCAAUAUGCCUUUGUUCUCGUGAUUCUGUACUUCCUCAUAUUUGUACAUCCGCAUAUUUCAUUGGCGCGACUGAAUAUGUCAAAUAUGACAAAUCUCUGCGUGUCCCUCAGCUGAAACUUAAUAAUGAAGACCUUUUUUCAUCUAUAUGUUAACAAUUUGGUUAGGUCUUCAAUAGACUUUGUGUAAUUUGUGAAAAUAAUAAUUUAUUUACGUUUACUGAACAGAAGUGGAAAAAUAAAAGUGCUUCCCACGUCGAGCUCUGAACUCAUUGCUUCACAACCUACAGACUCCAUAUGUGUGGAAUCAGUCAUGACAGAUACUCAACUGUCUCAGAAAGGCAUGGAUCCAGUGGGAGUGAAUUCAAUAGAAACUGCAGCUCUAGGGAGACCCUUCCAGCUGGGGAUGCUGUAUGACUGCAGGAGAGAUGCUCUCAUACCAGGAAUCAGACUUUGGAGUAAAGAGCAGCUGCAGCAGAACAUAAGCAUUAAACCCCAAAUUAAUACAGAUUUCACAGUCACAUCUUUAGACUCAAUUGAAGAAAAAUCUAGAUUGCUGAAUAUUGAUAGUUGUCUGAAACUGAGUAUUUUAGGUGGACUCAUCGGUGUAAGUGGAGCUGCAAAUUUUCUCAAAGACACCAAGAAAUCAUUCAGUCAACAGAGACUCACAUUACAUUAUCAUUCAACCACUAAGUUUGAAGAGCUGAUCAUAAACCACUUUGCUUCUGGAGACAUGGCUCACUAUGAGAAUGAUGUAGCCACACAUGUAGUGACAGCAGUGCUGUACGGAGCAGAUGCCUGCUUUGUUUUUGACAGAGAAGUUUCUUCAGAUGAAGACAAAAUGGAGGUAGCAGGAGAAGUAAAAGCUGCAUUAGAGCAGUUAAAAGGCAUUUCAGCUGGAGCAAGUAUGAGACUAAAUGACAAUCUGAAGACUGCUGUCCAAAAAUUCAGUUGUAAAUUUUAUGGCGACUUCCAGCUACCAUGUAACCCGACCUCUUUUGAAGAAGCCAUGAAGGUUUUUGAAGAUCUUCCGAAACUUCUGGGAGAAAACAAAGAGCUUGCGGUUCCUCUGAGAGUUUGGCUUUAUCCUUUGGACAAACUUUUCUCAAGAGUUGUAAAGUUUCAACAUGAAAUCAGCACAGGUUUAAGCACAGACAUUGAAUCUGUUAUUGAGAGUUUAAGUACGACUGAGAUGAAAUGCAGUGAUCUUCUGACAGACAAGCCUGCUUCGACAUUUACUGCAUUUCAUGACAAAAUCAAUGACAUGAAGAAAAACUGCUACCAGUGCAGAUUGAGUCUCGUGAAGAAACUUGGCUCUCUCUUACCAAAGAUCCGUGGAAAAUUCAUAGAGGAUUCAGCAUUGAUUGAUCUUCUUCAAGAACAUGAGGAAUCUCCAUUUGAAAGAAGCGCUCUUGAACAAUGGCUGAAAGAGAAAGAGGAAGAAUCUGACAUCAUUAAAACAUUGCUCACACAACUGAAUGACUCAGGAGCAAUGGUAGAAAUCAACCUCAAUAAAAAUUUGAUGAAUCUGGAAGUUAAACAUUUGGUCAGCUACACUUUCACAUCUUUGAGCUGGACAGAUCUGCUGCUUUCUAAACAAAAGGCCUUCCUGAGUCCUUCAACAAAAGGAAAAAAUGAACAGAAAAGCUCUGAAUCUGAACACAAGACUUGGCUCGCACCUGACAUCCAAAAGACAAUGAGAAACAACUUGAGGGUAUUUAUAAACUUGAUUUAUUUAAAUGAUUGCACAUCAGCCAAAUUCAUUGUUGCAUCAAAAGAAAUGGAAAAUAAUCCAGGAUCCUGCAUACUGCUGUAUGAAAAUGAAUCUAAUGAAGCUGUUUGCUUCACUCCUCCAUCAAAACCAGACUGUCCAAUCAUUGAAGAUGUCAGAUGUACUCAAGUGGUUUUGAAAGUGUCUCCACCGUGUCCUGCUACAGAGGAGCUCAAGCUACUGUACAAAAUGAAGGAAGAGGAAGACUGGAGAUCUCAAACUGUGUCAAAGAACCAGAAUACAGUUACUCUGACUGAUCUCAGACCAGAUACUGAGUACAAUAUUAAAUGUGCAGCAGUGGGAAAACUCAACUACACCGUAGACAGUGAUGUGACGCGUCUCACAGUCAUAAACCAGAAUCUCAUCAAGGCCAAAGAGUCUGCUAUCGAAAAUCUAAACUGGACUGAAAACAAGUGCAGUGAACUUCUGGAAAACACCAGAAAAACAACUUUAAGUGCACUUUAUAAGAAAAUACAAGAUAUGCAGCAAAACUGCCAAAUAUACAGACAAGAAUUCAGUGACCGAAUCAAAUCUGUGAUCCAGUCAGUUAAAGAUUGUGAAAAAGAGUCUUGUGCUCUGAAGGAUCUUCUACAAGCUCAUGAUGAGUCUCCAUUCAAUGAAAAGAGUCUGAAAGAGUGGAUCACAGUGAAAGAAAAAGAAUUGAACACAGUUAAUGAGUUUCUUCGUCAGUUAAUGGACUUUGGAGCCGAAGUGAACAGAAGUUUGGACUCAUAUCUGUCAGAUAUUCAGGUGGAGAACGUGUUUUGUUACACUUUCAGUUCUCUUGAGCAGCCGGAUGAGUUUCUUAAUGAGCAAGAAAAUUACAUGAAUCCUCGAAUGAUGGGAAAUCUACAGAAGAAAUCUGGUGUGGCGUCUCAAUCAUGGCUCACUGAAAGAAUCAGGGAGAAAAUGAGAGAACAUCUGAAAACAUUUAAAGAGCUGAUGACUUCAUAUAACAACAAAAGCACUAAAUUUAUGGUUUCCAUAAAAGACCAUGAAAAUAAUCCAGGUUCCUGCAUUCUUCUGUAUACAAAUGGAUCUAAUGAAGCUGUUUGCUUCACUUCUCCAUCAAAACCAGACUGUCCAAUCAUUGAAGAUGUCAGAUGUACUCAAGUGGUUCUGAAAGUGUCUCCACCGUGUCCUGCUACAGAGGAGCUCAAACUACUGUACAAAAUGAAGGAAGAGGAAGACUGGAGAUCUCAAACUGUGUCAAAGAACCAGAAUACAGUUACUCUGACUGAUCUCAGACCAGAUACUGAGUACAAUAUUAAAUGUGCAGCAGUGGGAAAACUCAACUACAUCACUGAAUCUGAUGUCACCACAGUUAUCACAAAGAACAAAAAUGACCUCAUCAAGAAAAGCAUGUUAAUGAACGAUGGAAUUACUGCUCUAUACCUUCUGCAAAAAACAACAUAUUCUUAUGAUGACUCUAAACCAUACAGAAAAAUGACCUUUGGACAGAGAGACAGAAACAAACCCCAUAAAAUCAUUCUGAUGGUGGGAGAAACAGGAACAGGAAAAACAACCCUGAUCAAUGUGAUGAUCAACUACAUGUUGGGUGUUCAGAGAGAAGACAAGGUUUGGUUUGAGAUCACAGAUGAUCAGAGUGACCGAACAUCAGUUCACACUCAGGCAUCCAUCAUCACUGUUUAUGGGUUUUAUCUACAAGAGAGUCCAAUCCAUUUAAAAAUCAUUGACACUCCAGGAUAUGGAGACACUCGAGGAAUUGAUCUUGAUAAACAGAUCUCUGUGAGUUUUCUUAGUUUAAUUAAAUCUGCAGAACAGAUUGAUAAAAUACAUGCAGCGUGUCUGGUGAUUAAAGCAACACAGAAUCGACUCUCUGACAGACAAAUAUACAUAUUUGAUGCUGUUCAGUCUUUAUUUGGAAGAGAUAUUGCUGAAAACAUUGUCCUGCUCUUCACACACUCAUCUGGAGCUCCACCUAAAAAUGCCCUGACGGCUGUUAAAGAGGCUAAAAUCAAGUGUGCAGUGAAUGACGAGAAGAAGCCAGUGUAUUUCCUGUUUGACAACUGUCAGUCAGAUGCUGCUGAUGAAGAUGAAGAUGAGGAAGAUAGUGAACAAAGGUGGGAUCAAUCAUGGAAUCGCAGUUUUAGAGGAAUGGCAGGAUUGUUCAAGUUUCUUGACACAAUACAACCAAAAUCCCUGAGGAUGACUCGAGAUGUGUUGCAACAACGGAAGUGGUUAGAGGAAAAUAUCUCCAAUUUACAGUCAUGUGUUCAAAUGAUAGAACUAAAGCAAAAUGAGCUGAAACAAACUCAAGAAGCUCUGAGGAAGGAAUAUGUCAAGAAUUAUAAAGACUUUGAGUAUGAAGCUGAUGUGGUCUACAAAGAGAAGGUUGAUAUUGAUCCUUCUGUAGCGACGUGCUGCACCAUCUGUCAGGAGAACUGUGUUUACCCUGAUAAUGUGUGGAUCAGAGAUCUCUCAUGGUGCAGUGCGAUGAGAAAUAAUCACUGCACAGUGUGCACAAAUAAAUGCCACUACAGCGAACACGUCAAAGGAACUAAUAUAUAUGUAAUAAAGAAAAAAAAGGAGAAGAGGACAUUUCAGGAUUUGAAGAAGAAAUACGAUGGGAAGAUUAGGGACAGUGAAUCUUUGGUCAAAAAGAUGGAAGAAGAACUGCAAAAAUUAGAGAUAAAGAAAAUAAGGCUGGUGAUUGAAACGUUUCACUGUUUGGAAACUCUGGAGAUGAUCGCACUCAAUGCUGAUUCUCUAUUCAUACUUCAGCAGAUUGAUUUUCUGAUUGAGAAAUUGAAGGAAAUAAAUGAGUCUGAAAAGGCUGAAACACUGGAAGACAUCAAGAAGAGAGCAGGAGAAAAAAAACAUGGAGCACUGGGAUUUAUUAAAAUAAUUCAUAAGAAGUAUUUUUGAAUGCAACUUAACAUCUAUGGUCACAUGUUAAGUUUUUCUUUUUUUUCUUUUUCUCAUUUUUAAUUUGCUUUGAAUAAUCAACAUCUGCUAAAUUAGAAAAUGUCAAAUACUAUGUUGAUUAUUGUCAUUAUAUGUUUGUUGUUUUUCCUGAAGAAUACCUCAAAUAUUGACAGCAGCAUAAUGUAAACAGUUUCUGCAGUAAGAUACUGUUGAUUAUAGCAAUACUAUUGUGAAAUCAACAAAUAGAUAGAAUAGUUAUAUUUUUGGAAAAUGAUGUGCGUUGAAGCACUGCCGCCUAGAGGCCAUAUCAGAAAAUGAUGAGAAUCUUAGAUAUAAAGACACAAUUAUUAUGACUUUAAUAUAAUUUAUAUAAAUCUAGAGUCCUUUUGAUAUUUAUGGGCCUCAUGUUUAUUCACUUCAUUAAUUCUCCGUAAAAUUAUGCUAAAAUUUGUGAGUGAAUGAGAUUAUGCAGAGAGAAUAUGAAAUAUCACUUGUAUCUCACUUUUAUCAAUAAAUUCACCUUUAACACAUUUCUUAAAGCUAUAACUACAAAUUCAAAACCACAAAAAGUAAUUGACUAAACACUAUUUUAAACUACAUUAUUGUUAAUCUAAUUCAAACUUUAGCCUUAGGUGGCUAAAAGAUGGCUUAAGUGGUAAAAUCCUGAAUGUACAAUAAAUCAUGUUGAAUGAAAACUGUCAAAGAUCAAAAAAAAAAAAUAUUGAUUUUGUCUAUAUUGCCCAGAGACUCUCAUUUUCAUCACAGAUUAUAUUACAGUACUGUAGCUCUGGACAGCAGGUUAGGUGAGACAUUUUCAUUAAUAAAUCCACUAAGUACUCACAGUUUUUCUGUCAUAGAUUUUUAAAAAUAAUUAUUUAUCUUCAUUAUAUUUAUUUAUUGGUUUGGUGUUUUAUUUAUAUUUGUGAGUUUGUGGUCAGUAUUUCAGGAACACUCCCAUGUCAGAAUAAAGUGUGUCUCUUCUCCACUA
Molecule: messenger RNA, 5661 nt
Organism: Megalobrama amblycephala (Wuchang bream)
Lineage: Eukaryota; Metazoa; Chordata; Actinopteri; Cypriniformes; Xenocyprididae
Exons: 4
Coding region: 327-4673 (1448 amino acids)
Molecular function (GO): protein binding; GTP binding
Source: RefSeq, a predicted model, not a curated record